GACAAGUACAGCAAGUAUACAUUACCAUUGGCAAGCUAAACAUCAUGGCCCGGUCUUGCAUUUUUCGUCUGGCACUGUUUUGUGCCAUCCUCCUUUGCCUCUCAGAUGGAUAUGGAAAAACUUCAAACGACACAUGCGAGGUUAAAGGGAAGGAGGUAGUCGACAAGGUCACCGGGCUAGUCUUCCCCAUGCACCGUAUUCUUCCUCACGGGGGCAGAGGCCGCGAGCUCACUCUCCUGGGGGUGGGUCCUCGGCGGAAGAACCUCUUCGUUGUAGAGGUCAAUGUGUAUGCUGUGGGGCUGUACUUGGAAACUUCCCUGCUGGGCCGGCUCAAAGCCUUUCGAGGCAAGAGCUCGGAGGCCUUGGCCAAGGAGGCGAAAUACUACGCCACCUUGAUGAAAGAAGGGUCCGGCUUGAAUCGCGCUCUCUACCUGAUUUUCGCGAGGACCGUCCCGGCAGGGAAAAUCGUGGAGGCGCUUGCGGCGGUGGACGGCGUCAAGAAGGAGGUGAUGGCUGAUUUCAAGAAAUCGCUGCUUGCAGCCAUAGGCUCUUCACUCAAGGAGAAAGAGACGUUGACACUGGCAUGGACGCCGGACGACCGAUUGUCUCUCUUUGUGCGAGAUAAACCUGUCAAAACAUUUCCAAGCCUGGAGCUUGCUCGAGGUAUCUUCAACCUCUACCUUGGAGAGAAACCUAUCUCUCCCGAGGCCAAAAAGGGCUUUGCUGCUGUGGCCCCCCAACACAUAAAUUAGCCGGACGAAUGUGGAAUGAGAGGUGAAAGGGAACGAUGCAAUGGAGAAAGAUGCUUCACAAAGGCACAUGAAGUGCAAAGCUCGGAGCUGUAUGUCAUGCUUGCUCGUCUGGGGCACUAAACGGGGAGGUCUGAACCUCCUCGGAACAAGUGGUUACUCCUGACCAAUAUUGCCCGAAAGCAAAGUUAUGCGAGUCACAGUGGGUGCUUGAUGUCGAAUGCGACAUUUUCCGAGCGUUUCGAAUACGUGGUCUUGACCGGAAAGAAAGAAUUUCAUAGGGGAGGGAGGGA
Messenger RNA from Nannochloropsis gaditana CCMP526, 1042 nucleotides. RefSeq names its product chalcone isomerase-like protein. Gene Ontology annotation, molecular function: intramolecular lyase activity. The record is from RefSeq and is a predicted model, not a curated record. The transcript is spliced from 3 exons. Bases 45 to 752 code for a protein of 235 amino acids.